Molecule: messenger RNA, 2628 nt
Organism: Sphenostylis stenocarpa
Lineage: Eukaryota; Viridiplantae; Streptophyta; Magnoliopsida; Fabales; Fabaceae
Source: the annotation of a GenBank genome assembly
AUGGAUCCCGCACCCCAAUUUUCCUCUACCCAAAACCCUAACCCUAACCCUAACCCCAACGUUUUCCUGGACCCAACCGCCGAUUCAAUCCCAAACCUCCUCCAGAACCAGAGCCAGAACCCGAACCCGAACCCCACCACCUUGAACCACUACCUCUCUUUCUCCGUCCCGAAGAAGCGCCGUCGCGGUCGCUCCCAGCGCAAUCCGGCAUCGUUUCGCCUCCCUCUCACUCUCCCCACCGACUCACCCUCUUCGUCCCGAACUCCCGCCUCCGACGAAAUCAUUGUAAUCAACAAAGAACCCAAAACCGAAGCCCUAAUCGCUCUCACCGCCGGUUUUCCGGCGGAUUCACUCACGGAGGAGGAGAUCGACGCCUCCGUGCUGCCGGUCAUCGGUGGCAUCGAGCAGGUGAACUACACUCUCAUUCGGAAUCACAUCAUUGCAAAAUGGCGCGAAAAUGUGUCCAAUUGGGUGAGUAAGAAAACCUUCCUCGAUUACAUUCCGCAACAUUACCACGCGCUUUUGGAUUCCGCAUAUAAUUACCUUGUCUCGCAUGGUUACAUCAAUUUCGGAGUGGCCUCUUCUAUUAAGGAGAGGAUUCCGGCGGAGGUGAGCAAGCCGGCGGUGAUCAUCGUCGGCGCCGGGCUAGCCGGGCUGGCUGCGGCACGGCAGCUCAUGCGGUUUGGGUUCAAGGUGACGGUUUUAGAAGGGCGGAAGCGCGCCGGCGGCCGUGUUUAUACGAAGAAGAUGGAGGGAGGGAAUAGGGUGUGUGCUGCUGCGGAUUUGGGAGGGAGUGUGUUGACAGGCACGUUGGGGAAUCCCCUUGGGAUUGUGGGGAGGCAGUUAGGUGAGUUUCUUCAUAAGGUGAGGGAUAAGUGUCCUCUUUAUUGUGUGGAUGGAAGACCAGUUGAUCCGGAUACGGAUGUGAAGGUGGAGUCUGCGUUUAAUCGCAUGCUCGACAAGGCGAGUAGGUUGAGGCAGUUGAUGGGGGAGGUCUCGGUGGAUGUGUCGCUAGGGGCGGCACUGGAGACAUUCCAGCAGGUCUUUAAGGAUGCGGUGAGUGAUGAGGAGUUAAAUUUGUUCAAUUGGCAUCUUGCAAAUUUGGAGUAUGCCAAUGCCGGGUUGUUGUCAAAUCUUUCGCUUGCGUUUUGGGACCAGGAUGAUCCGUAUGAUAUGGGGGGAGAUCACUGUUUUUUGCCUGGAGGAAAUGGGAAGCUGGUUCAGGCUUUGACAGAGAAUGUGCCAAUUUUGUACGAGAAAACUGUGCAUACAAUUAGGUAUAGUGGUGAUGGAGUGCAGGUGAUUGCGGGGAGUCAGGUGUUUGAGGGUGAUAUGGCAUUGUGUACUGUUCCAUUAGGUGUAUUGAAGAAAGGGUCUAUCAAGUUUAUACCAGAGUUGCCUCAGAGGAAGCUUGAUGGGAUAAAAAGAUUGGGGUUUGGUCUGCUGAAUAAGGUUGCCAUGCUUUUUCCUCAUGUGUUUUGGGAGAUGGAUCUUGAUACAUUUGGGCAUCUUUCUGAUGAUCCAAGCCGUCGUGGGGAAUUUUUCUUGUUUUACAGUUAUGCAACAGUUGCUGGUGGUCCCCUGUUGAUUGCUUUAGUAGCAGGGGAAGCUGCACAUAAGUUUGAGAGCAUGCCCCCUACAGACGCAGUGACACGGGUUCUUCAAAUUCUGAAGGGUAUCUAUGAACCAAAAGGAAUCAAUGUUCCUGAACCUAUCCAAACUGUCUGUACUAGAUGGGGUAGUGAUCCCUUCUGCUUUGGUUCUUACUCUAAUGUUGCAGUUGGAGCUUCUGGUGAUGAUUAUGAUAUUUUAGCAGAAAGUGUGGGAGAUGGUAGACUUUUCUUUGCUGGGGAAGCAACCACCAGGCGCUAUCCUGCUACUAUGCAUGGGGCUUUCCUAAGUGGUCUAAGAGAAGCUGCAAAUAUGGCGCACCAUGCUAAUAUUCGAACACUGAAGAUGAAAGUUGACAAGGCCCCUUCAAAUGCUCAUUCUUGUGCUUCCCUUCUUGCAGAUUUAUUUAGAGAACCUGAUAUAGAAUUUGGGAGCUUUUCUGUCAUUUUUGCUCAGAAGAAUACUGACCCCAAGUUACCAGCAAUCUUGAGGGUAACAUUUGGUGAGGCUAGAAAAAAAUGUCAUGAAGUUGCAAAACAAGACCAACAACACUCAAACAAAUUACUUUUUCAGCAGCUUCAGUCACAUUUUAAUCAACAACAGCAGCUUCAUGUUUACACAUUACUGACAAGACAACAGGUUCUUGACCUAAGAGAGGUAAGAGGUGGUGAUGAAAUGAGAUUGAAUUACCUUUGUGAAAAGCUUGGAGUGAAACUAGUGGGAAGAAAAGGAUUGGGGAUAAAUGCUGAUUCUGUUAUUGAUUCCAUUAAAAGUGAGAGGGGCAAUCGUAAACCUGUUUCAACGUCUUUGGCUCCUAAACCAGGGGUGUCAUCAAAGCUGAAGGCAGGCAUUAUGAAGCGCAAGUUAAUCAGACGGGCAAAAGUGGUGAGGAAAAGCAAUGGGUCCAUAAAUGUGGGGAGUGCCACCAAAUUAUCAGAAGAGGUUAAGAUGACAGAUUUAGUGCUUCCUGAUGUAACUGUUUCAGGGAGCAAUCAAAAUGACUUGAGCAAUCCAUAA